GCCAAACGCAAUCCAAAACAAGAUUUCGGCUGACGACAAAUUUGUUGUGAUAAUCCCGAAAAUGUUGACGCUUAACAACGGUUUAUCCGUUCCACCGAUCGGUCUCGGAACAUACAAAAUUGCCGACAGUGAUGGUGUUGCGGCCAUAAAAACUGCCGUACGUGUCGGAUAUCGGCUAUUCGACACCGCAUUCGUUUACGGGAAUGAACACAUACUCGGACAAGCAUUCCGGGAAAUGUUUGCUCAAGGUGACAUAAAACGCGAAGAGCUCUUCGUGGUGUCCAAGCUGGGUCCAACCUUUCAUCGGUCGGAAGCGGUCGAGCGGGGAUGCCGCCUCUCGUUGGAACGUCUCGGAUUGGACCACUUGGAUUUGUAUCUGAUGCAUACGCCGGUGGCCGCUAGAGAUUUGGGUGCUGGGAAUGACCGCUCGGAGAUUGAUGACGAAGUUAGUCCAGUGGAAACGUGGAAGGCACUGGAGGAGUGCCACCGAAAGGGAUUGGUGAGAUCGAUUGGGGUUUCCAAUUUCAAUGAGGAACAACUGGAGGAAAUUGUGAAUCUAGGCAGCAUAAAGCCUGUGGUUAACCAAGUUGAAUGCUCGAUUGGAUUCCAUCAGGCGGAUUUGCGUAGAUUUUGCGACAAGGAGGAUAUAAAAAUUAUGGCAUAUAGUCCGCUGGGCAAGCCGAAAUUCGGAAAGGAUCAUCCAUUUCUGCAGUCGGGUGUUCUGAAACAGAUGUCUGAAAAUUACGGACGAAGUCCAGCUCAAAUUUCACUGAGAUAUUUAAUCGAAAUAGGCACCAUUCCAAUACCGAAGUCCUCCAAUGUAGAUAGAAUGAUGGAAAAUCUGGAUGUUCUAAGCUUCAAACUGGACAAAGGUGAUAUUGAAAAGUUGGAAUCGUUAGUUGAACAAAAGCGAUCUAUGAACCUGGAUUGGUUAAAAGCUUCGAAAUAUUAUCCGUUUUGAAUUAGGCGUUAAAUUGGCAGAUCUAAAUGAUGAAUGAGAUUAUUUAACUCUAAACCUAAUUUGAAAUGAAAUCGAUGAAUAAAUUGUCAGUUCAACG
Molecule: messenger RNA, 1058 nt
Organism: Armigeres subalbatus
Lineage: Eukaryota; Metazoa; Arthropoda; Insecta; Diptera; Culicidae
Product: 1,5-anhydro-D-fructose reductase-like
Exons: 2
Coding region: 62-961 (299 amino acids)
Molecular function (GO): oxidoreductase activity
Source: RefSeq, a predicted model, not a curated record